GUAUUAACCUUUGACUCACUUCGCUCGUCUUAGGAAGUCUCCAAGAUCCUUUUCGAAUAAUGAAUAAGUAAACCUACCUCGAUUCUAGAAUCCCUGUAUCUUAUCCAAGCGCCAGAAACUGUUGGAAAGGAACUACAAUCUACCCAACUCUCAAACGCACAACCCGAUCCUUUCCAAAACCAAAUUCAAAUGCCACACACACCCACCUACCUAAAUAAACCCCAAACAAAUCCCCAAUCCCCAUCAUGAAACCAUUCCUCCAUCCUCUGCUCUCCUAUCCUAUUCUCAUCACCCUCAUCCUCUCCCACCACCCACCAAUCCCUCAAAAUCCCAUCUCAAAAUCCUAUGUUAACCUAAAAUACUCGCAACAAACCAAACCCCCCAAAAAAAUCCACCGAAGCAACCCCAACCAGAAAGACAGGGGCAUAGGCUCAAAUCCCCCUUCCCAUCCCAUCUAUACCCUGCCAAACGAACCUACAUACAUACCUAGGUACAUACAUACAUACAGGAGCAUGCAAGGAACACGCGUCCCGCUCCGUCUUUCCCUCGCUCGCUCAUCAGGGUUAUUUAAUAGCAGUGGUGAUGGUGGUGGUGGUGCUGGAUAAAUGAAAGGAUGUGAGAGGAUGUAUAUCUUGGGAAUGCGGGGUAGUGUGUCACGAGAGCAUGAUAUUAUCAAGGAUAGGUACUU
Messenger RNA from Mollisia scopiformis, 688 nucleotides. RefSeq lists its product as uncharacterized. The transcript has a single exon. NCBI's taxonomy places the organism in Eukaryota, Fungi, Ascomycota, Leotiomycetes, Helotiales, Mollisiaceae. The record is from RefSeq and is a predicted model, not a curated record. The coding region runs from base 246 to 605 and encodes 119 amino acids.